GAGUUUCGAAAGGCGUGGUUCAUCAUAAAAUAUCGAUUUUUUCCCCCAUCGAUACGAAGUUGUAAAUUCAUCUUAAAAUGUUGAGAAAUAUCCGACUGGCAUGGCAGACAAUUUUCUUCAACUUUUAACUAAAAACUACAUGCUUUAUAACGGUGAAAUUGUUCUAUGCUGUACAGGCUGUCAAAAUCCAAUUCUAAAUCGAACAAUGAUGAAAAUGAAAGAUGAGUUGUGGCAUCCAGACUGCAUACGUUGCUCUGUUUGCGAUAUACCACUGACAGACAGAUGCUAUAGCAAAGACCGAGCUAUUUUUUGUAAAAAGCAUUUCUACAGAAAGUAUGGCGUUCAAUGCAGUGGUUGUUGCGAAGGCGUUGUGCCUAUGGAAACAGUGCGGAAAGUGCAAGAUCUUGUUUACCAUACCCAUUGUUUUGCAUGCAUUUGUUGCGGAAGGCUUCUAACUACGGGUGACCAUUUUUUCCUGCUAGAGGACAAAACACUUGUUUGCGAAACAGAUUAUGUUGCAGCGUCUGAUUUAAUGAACAACGGUGCCAGCAAACGUCCCCGAACAACUAUAUCGCCAACACAACUUGAAACUCUGAAACAAGCCUACAAAAGGAGUGCCAAACCCAGUCGUUUUGUACGAGAACAACUAUCCACAGAGACAGGGUUAGAUAUGAGGGUAGUUCAGGUUUGGUUUCAAAAUCGGCGAGCCAAGGAGAAACGUUUGAGGAAAGAAUCAAAGAAGCCAUUUUGGGAAAAGAAAUUGUAUCCAGGUAAACUAUCUGGAUGUGAAAAACCUAAAAACAUUUCUCCUGGAGUAAAUACGAGUUCACUGCACAAUGAAAAAUUAGAUAAAAACUAUUCUGAUUGGUUACUUUCUGAUAUCACGUUGACAGUUUAUCAGCAAACAUUCUAUUGCUCACAAGCUGAUGCUACUGUACAAUUUUUGUAAAAAAGAAGUUUUUAAAAAUGUUCUUGUAAAAUAUGUUUUUUUAAAUGUUUGAAUUAUUUAGAGAAAAAGAUCAUCAAUUAAAAAUAGUGAGGUUCUUAUAAAUAUAAAAAGUUGUUGUCUAAUGCCACUUGUUUAUACUAACAAGCCUAUUUUAAGGCAGAGGGGUGAGUUUCUUCUUGUUU
This is a messenger RNA of Parasteatoda tepidariorum (common house spider), 1131 nucleotides long. RefSeq names its product LIM/homeobox protein Lhx4. NCBI's taxonomy places the organism in Eukaryota, Metazoa, Arthropoda, Arachnida, Araneae, Theridiidae. Gene Ontology annotation, cellular component: nucleus. Gene Ontology annotation, molecular function: RNA polymerase II transcription regulatory region sequence-specific DNA binding; DNA-binding transcription factor activity, RNA polymerase II-specific. Gene Ontology annotation, biological process: regulation of transcription by RNA polymerase II; neuron differentiation. The record is from RefSeq and is a predicted model, not a curated record.